Molecule: messenger RNA, 6038 nt
Organism: Haplochromis burtoni (Burton's mouthbrooder)
Lineage: Eukaryota; Metazoa; Chordata; Actinopteri; Cichliformes; Cichlidae
Product: protein phosphatase 1H
Exons: 10
Coding region: 316-1968 (550 amino acids)
Biological process (GO): protein dephosphorylation
Molecular function (GO): protein serine/threonine phosphatase activity
Source: RefSeq, a predicted model, not a curated record
GCGUCACAUGACCAUUAAUCUUCAGUGCAUUUCCGCUUUCACGGCGGCCGAGCUGUUAUCAAUUGCUUUCCAUGGAUGCGUGCAGGAUUUUAGUUGAAGCAUCUCUGCAGUUUCCUCCAUCCUGUCCUCUGUCUCUUGUUUCCGCACUGAAUCAAUGAAAGCAUAAUCAUCCUAGGAUUGCCUCAUCCUCCUCGUCGUCUUCUUCGUCCAGCCCUUCGUCGAUCAAGCGCGGCCGAGCUGGGGGGGAAUCCGGGGAAAGGCAGCCGCGGCGCCCCGCACCGGCCGACGGACACCCCGCCGCGACGCGCCACUAACAUGCUCACCCGUGUAAAGUCCGCCGUGGCCGGUUUCAUGGGGGGAAUCAUGGCCGGGGGUAGCUCCGGGUCAGGCGGCAAUACCGGAUCCGAGCUGCCGCUGAAAUUCCCAUAUAUGAGACCUGAUUUCCUUGGACUGUCCCCGGAUGAGAUCGAGUGCUCUGCUGAUCACAUAGCUCGGCCCAUCCUCAUCCUCAAGGAAACCAGGAGGUUACCGUGGGCCACCGGAUACGCUGAGGUUAUUAAUGCUGGUAAGAGUGCGCUGAAUGAGGACCAGGCCUGCUGUGAGGUGGUAGUAGCAAGAAGGAGGCCAAUGAGCUACUGCCCUCCCUCCACACCCAGCAAGACCCCCACUGCCAAGAGACGCAACUCCUUGCCCAACGGAGAGGGCCUAGGGCUCCAUAUGGAGCACAGCAGACUAGGAGAGGAAAGCGAAGGACUCGUGUUUCACUACUGGGCUUUGUUUGACGGUCACGCAGGUUCAGGUGCGGCAGUUGUCGCCUCCCGCUUGCUACAACACCACAUCGCCUGCCAGCUUCAGGCCGUCAUAGAGAUUUUGCGCAACUUGGCAUCUCCACCCCCAACCGUGCUGGGCGAGGAGCCAGACUGUAAUCCCUACCUCCAGGGAAACACUCCUCACCGUGCCCUGACCCGGGCUGCUUCCCUGCGCGGGGCCACAGGUGCACCAGGCUCCCCUUGCAGCACCCCGCCUCCACCACGCUUCUUUACUGAGAAGAAGAUCCAGCACGAGAGCCUGGUGAUUGGAGCCAUAGAGAACGCCUUCAAAGAGAUGGACGCCCAGAUCGAGAGGGAGAAGCAAGUUUUUAACAUCACAGGAGGAUGCACGGCUCUCACUGUGGUUUACCUCCUAGGAAAGCUAUUUGUUGGGAACGCAGGUGACAGCAGGGCUAUCAUUAUUAGAAACAAUGAGAUCAUUCCCAUGUCGACAGAGUUCACACCAGAGUCAGAACGACAGCGACUCCAGUUCCUGGGUUUCAUGCAGCCUCACCUGUUAGGAAAUGAGUUCACACACCUGGAGUUCCCCCGGAGAGUUCAGAGGAAGGAGGUGGGCAAGAGGAUGCUCUACAGAGACUUCACCAUGAACGGAUGGGCUUACAAGACGAUCGAGGAUGAGGAUCUCAAGUUUCCUCUUAUAUACGUGUGUGUAGAACUUUUGUCUCCGGCUGAGAUGCUAAAUGCUUUAAAAAAAAUUUUUUUAAAAAACCCUAACCAGUUUGUUUUCCAGGCGCGGGUGUUGGCCACCAUCGGUGUGACCCGCGGACUCGGUGACCACGACCUCAAAGUUCAUGACUCCAACAUCUUCAUCAAGCCGUUCCUGUCCUGUUGCCCUGAGGUGAAGGUGUAUAACCUGAUGCAUUACGAACACGGAGCUGAUGAUGUGCUUGUGAUGGGAACUGAUGGCCUCUGGGAUGUCCUUUCCAACCAGGAGGUGGCUGAAGCCGUCACCACCUUUCUAGCUAACUGCGACCCUGACGACUUACACAGGUACACAAUGGCAGCACAGGAUUUGGUGAUGCGAGCACGAGGUGUUCUGAGAGACAGAGGCUGGAGGAUCACCAAUGAGCGCCUGGGCUCCGGAGACGACAUCUCAGUCUUCAUCAUACCUCUCAUGUACGGCAACCGCCAGCCCUGAGGAGCAUUCCACCGAUGCUAUGGUUCAGUGAUGAGAAAGGCCUGUAGACUCAGCAGGAUUGAUUAGUCCUGAACUCAGAGUCCCCCUUUUAGUUUUCUUAUUUAUUUGCUUCCUUAGAAGAAGGUGGCACAUUAAUUUGUUGGUGCUUCAUUUCUCUACGGGAGUUCAGGAUUGAUCAGCUCAGGGGAACUACAGUCAGCAUCGCCAUGUUGGUUUAUUAAGACUCCACAGUCGUGAAAGCUUAAACCGUAGAUAAUUUUAAGUCACUAAAUCAUGUCAUGAAUAAACAAUGUCAAGAAAUAAUUUGCCUGGCAAAACUCAAAUAAGCAAAUGCUUUUCUGAAGUGAAGAAGAGCUUUCUCGCUCUUUCCCUCCCUCCUCUUGUGCUAAACAAUUCUGGGCUCCUCCUUCUACUAUUCCCCUUUCUUUAGUUGAUCCUUCCUUCUCUUGUAGGCUAUUGUAUAUUUAACUUGUUUAUAUAUAUUUAAAAAAAAAAAGAAUACCUCCUUUGUCUUGUGAAAAUGGACCAAGCUGACAUGUCAGCUGCAUUUUCUGUUUUGCCACAGUGUGGCUUUAAAGGACUCACUUGCUGAAGAACUGUUUCAAGUUUGCCGAAGAAAUUAAAGAAGUGUCGAUAUGGGCACAGAACAAGAGGUUAUCCUCAUUUCCCAAAAAGUCAUUAAAGGAUCUUAGCCUUUAUCAAUCGAAAGUUGAGACAGAAGGACUGAUGUGGUUUAUGAACAAACAAACACAUCUGCACAGCAAAAAAAAGUUCACUGUGACAAGUCAUUUAAUCCAGUAACAAGUCGCCAUGUUCUACUAAACGUUUUAUUAAAUUAUUUUAUUUUAAUUAUAUUCUUAGAUAUUUAGGCUUUUGUUGUUCUAGCUAUUCUCUAUCAAUUAAAUAUGAAGCUAAAAUCAUAGUUCAGCUUAACGAAAGAUAAGAAAUAUUUUGGGUGGGGACCGUGGCACAACCAAACUGAUUGUGACCCUAUGUAAUAAGUUAAUGAUCUUGUUACCUUUAAAAAAAAAAUUGUUGCUCUGAGGAUGGGGACAACAUCUGUGACCACUAGCAAUCAGCUGUUUUCUUGACUUUGAAUCAUCAAGAUAGUGAUGAACCACUAAUAAGAAGUGUUCAGUCUGCCAUCAGAUUGAAUUGGUGCAAGUUGGGAAUUUUGUGUGCAGUCAUUGAUAAAACCUGUUGCAAAUUUGUUGCUGUCAACAUGCAACAUUUACAUGAACUACUUACAUUCAGAAAACCUCCAUAAAUAGCGGUGCAGUUGCUGCAGGACAGCGAUGUAACUGCAAAAUAACAUAGCCGGUUUACCUCUAUGGUGCUUGCCUCUGAGUGGUCAAUUGGUUGCCGCAACUUCUUACCAGGCUACUAUCCAUCUUUUUUUUUUCUCUCUCCUAGUUGCAGUGAGGUUGCGGUCCUAUUUUUACUGUAGCGUGGCUAAGCCAUAAGUCAUAAGUGGUUUCUAUCUACUGAUUUGGAAAAUAAAUAUUUUUUUAAUAUAAUUUAAAAUCCUUACAUUUUUAAAUUUGGGAUUUGGUUUGGCAAUUCUCUUGAAGUUAUAAAUAACUGUCUUAACGUGAGAUUAAAUGACUUGUACACCAGUGUAUUUGCACUUUAGGCCAACCCAUAUAACUCACUGAAGACCCAUGGUACGAUGAAGAAGCAAAUAUUCCCUGCAGCAGGGAGGAUUGAUAUAAUUCAUAGCUGUAGUUUUAAAAAGAAAAAUCAUGAAGUACAAUCAAGGUUGAAUCUGAAAGCUUUUGUUUUAUUGUUUUGUUUUUGCAUGUUUCUUGCUUUAGGUGCUUCAUCAGAAUACAGAUGAUGUUGCCUUCAGGGGGACGGGUUUGGGUAAAAUGUGUUACCGUGAGUGGAUGUAGUGGACUGUGUGUCAGUGCAUGCAGUAGCAUAAUGUAGGCCUGGGAUUAUGAGCAAUGGUGCAAUGGUUUGAAUUAUUGUUGAAUUUAUAUAGACUGAAUGAGAACUGGUGAUAAUGUUAUUUGUUAAUGUGCAACGAUCAUGCAUAUAUUAUUGAUUAUAUAUUAUUCCAGACAUUUGGCAUAAGACCCAAAGGAUGAGAGCAACCACAAAGAAAGGGAACAAGAUGAAACUAUACCAAUGGCUAUACAUGAAACCAAAUCAUUUUCUCUUUUUUCCAUAUUUGUUUCAUAUUUUUUAGUUUUAGUUUUAGGAAGUUGCAGAAGAUAUGAAGUAGUUUGUGCUUCAGAAACUUUUUAAUCUCCAAAUUUUUAUUUGUAUGUAGAAAAUUGAAAUUUUGAGAUACAUAACUUGAAAUUUAGAAUAAUUUUGAUGAAAUUUUGACUUGCAGAUAGGGGGGGAAAGUGGUGGAAAAAACUGACACGUUUCACUCCAAGCUGUUGAGGCGAGCAAACAAAUAUGUUUUAGAAGAAAAAUGUGUUUUGAAAAAUUAAACAUCACCAUAGUUGAUGUAUGGGGUUUUGGAAUUAAACCGGUGUAUUUAAAAGUUGACUGCAAAGUUGGAAUAUGUAAUAAGAGGGUGACAACUAUAAAGAAGUCAAUUGUUAAUAAGUAAUGUCCUGAAUGAUGUCAGAUAAUUGAGCUGGAUGAGAAGAAUAUUGGUUAUUCCUGUGUGUAUGGUGCAUAUGAAACUACAGCUAGCAGCUAUCUAGCUUAAUUUAGCACUGAGACUAGAAAAUCAAAUACUGCUGAUCUUUACUGAUACUAUAUAUUAUUAUUUUGAUCUGUAAAAAAGUCAGAGUAUAAAAAUUCCAGUUUUGCUGUGUUCUUUUUUUUUUUUUUAUUUUUUUUUUUUUGCAUAUUAAAAAGUUGAGGUCUGUCUUUACACGUCAAUUUCUGGGCUAGCUGUUUCUAUGCUACACUAAGCUAAGUUAAGCUAAUAGUCUCCUAGCUGUAUCGUUUAGAUUUACUCGUAGGAACUGAGUGUAGUAUUGAAACAUCGCACUUCAUUCUUCCUAAGACUACAUACAUGCAAAUUACUCAAAAUUAUUUUGUGUCACCAUACAUGUACACAUGCUAUUUGUCAUGCUAUCUUGCACAUUGUUUGCAGCUGACAACAAUAAUCUACCUUUUCCUCCAAGAAGCAGUCAUUGAUGUUUACCUGAACUUUGCAUGGUGCAUUUUCCCCUCUUAUACAUUCCAUUAACGAAAUAUUCCAGUGUUAAAUAAUGUAUUGGAAUAUUUUCCUUCGGUUAGGUGUUUAGCAUUUGUUAAUUAAUGAAAAACUUUUCUAAUAAGUGGUUAUUUUCCCUUCAUACUUUACUUUUCCAUGUAAAUGUUUUUGAUGCUACCAGAUCUUCAGCAUCUGACGUGUGCAUCAGUAUGUGUUUUGAAUGUUCAUCCUUCUACCUGUGCUUUAGGCUCUUUAUUAUUGUCAUUAAGCCUUUUUCUCUUAAACGAAUGUGGAAACAUGAGUAUAUAUUUUAUUUUUCUCAUCCUAUUGUGCCACCCAACUACUGCACAUCAACUCAGGUUCAACUGUCAUGUGUCGAUAACGACCUGUUGAGAGUGGUUUUCUAAAGACAGGAGGUGCUCUGUGAUGGUCUUGGUUCCACUGCAUUUGUAAAUAUGUGGGAGAGCAUUGGUGUGUACAGGAAGCUCUUGAUCAGCUUAGUCCCUUCAGUCAACUGUAGGUCUUGCUUUCUGAAUUUGCUGUAUUGUGAACCUUGUCAUUGCUGUUGUUUUUUUCUACCUAAGACUACUAAUGGUUUUAGAAAGAUGCAAAGAGCUGAUUUCUUUUUUCUGUAGCAAAGAGGAAUUUUGAAGCCCAGUGGGAAACCGUUUUAAGUGACCAUUGUGCUACCCUCAAACUCUGUUUGUGAAUGUGAACUGCACAUUUUAUAUAACGUGAAAAUAACUUAUGAGGUCAAAAAGAAAUAUUUUUAAUGUUUCCUUGUGCAACACUUGGACUUUUGGGGGGGAGUGAUGUUUACCUGCAGUGUUUCUUUUCCAGAAAUAAAAAAAGAGACAAUAAAUGUUGAAGAUCAAUCUAAAGUUGUUGUUUGUCUCACUAAAAAAAAAAAAAAGACAGAAAAGGAGUCAAAUGGAGCUGUGCUCAA